GCCAGGUCAGUCGCCAGUCCCCCGCCAGCCUCAUGCCAGCUUGCCAUGGGUGACAGCUGGUGUACAAAGAACCUGUGCCCUUUGCUCUACGUGGCCUUGGGGCUGCUGGGGCUGCUGCUCCUGGUCGGGACCAUUCUGUCCGCCUGUCUGUGCCGGCUCCUUAGGAGAGUGAAGCGGCUAGAGAGGAGCUGGGUCCAGCGCUCGGGGGAGACGGAGCUCCACUACGCGUCUCUACAGAGGCUGCCCGUGCAGAGUGCAGAGGGCACGGAGCAGGCCCACGGAGAAGGAGAAAGCAUGAAGGAGGACCCCAGUGCUGACUACGCCUGCAUUGCUAAAAACAAGCCCACCUGAGCGCCCAGGACACCUGCCUCGCCCCAGCCAGAGGCCAGCGUCACCCGGUGGUGC
This is a messenger RNA of Lepus europaeus (European hare), 405 nucleotides long. RefSeq names its product leukocyte specific transcript 1 (gene LST1). Gene Ontology annotation, cellular component: membrane. The record is from RefSeq and is a predicted model, not a curated record. Lineage: Eukaryota; Metazoa; Chordata; Mammalia; Lagomorpha; Leporidae. The coding region runs from base 46 to 351 and encodes 101 amino acids. The transcript is spliced from 4 exons. Gene Ontology annotation, biological process: cell morphogenesis; immune response; dendrite development.